AUGGGAGCAGCAGCAUGGCUGGAUGUGGUCAAGAAGGCAAUUUUCGUUGCUGUGUUGUAUGAUGCGUUCUGGAACCAUCGUCCCGAGAAGAUGCGCUUCUCUUUUUUUGGAGCAAAAGGUUUCCGCGGGGAAAAGCAGAGCGGAGGAAAUUAG
Messenger RNA from Oldenlandia corymbosa var. corymbosa, 153 nucleotides. The record is from the annotation of a GenBank genome assembly. NCBI's taxonomy places the organism in Eukaryota, Viridiplantae, Streptophyta, Magnoliopsida, Gentianales, Rubiaceae.